AGCAGCCACUCUCCCGGAUCCCAGAGAGAUGGGGCAGUCUGUGCCCUAGGACGGAGAUCGGAAGAAGGAAAACAAGGACAAGAAGAUCAGCGAGAAAACACGACAUCUGGAAAAAGCGGAAGCACAGACGGGGCAGUAAAAGAACCCCCAGCAGGUGGAAGCCCGAUUUAGAGCAAAACGGUCAGGGUUUGGAGGGGGUGUUUUUUUAUUUUUAUCUUAUUUUACUUUAUUGUUUCUGGAAGAGAAAAUUUUUUCUGAAAGAGAAGUACCUGAAGAUUCGCCUUUUCCCUCCUACCGUUAAUGAAAACUACAUCUGUCCUCAUCAUAAAAGCAAAGACUAAGGGGAGAUAAAGGCAACCUCUGUGUUAUUAGGAGAGCUGAAGGGAAAUCCAGACUCUUUUUGAAGCUCCUGACAUAAGCUGCUGCCUGGUACACAGAGCAGACCAUCCCGGUUUCUGAAGAUACGUCCCUCUCAGCAGAUUCCAGCCCGAGUCGCUGGUUCAUACUUUUGUAUUUAAAUAUACCUGUCUCUCCCCACACUCCCUUUUUAGCAACACUUCCCUUGUUUUUAAGCACGAGUGACAAGAAAGCGUCCAUACAAAGUAGAGAUAUUUUUCGUUUUCUCUUUUAUCUGCUUAUCUUUUUUUAGAGAGUAGGAGUGCUCCCUGUUUCGGGAAAGGACACUUCGACUUUAAAGGCUCUCUCUCCGCGUAUUUACACGAGCACGCAUUUACGAAGACAGACAGCCUUUGGAAGUUGAAGUCCUAUUAGAAAAAUGGAAAAGGGAGCCAGGCACCGAAAUAACGCUGAAAAGAACCAGCCAGGUGGGGACAAGUCGGACGCCAGCCCCGAAGCUGGUGCCGGAGGGGGCGGAGUAGCCCUGAAGAAAGAAAUCGGAUUGGUCAGUGCCUGUGGUAUCAUUGUAGGAAACAUCAUCGGCUCCGGAAUCUUUGUUUCACCAAAGGGCGUGCUGGAGAAUGCUGGUUCUGUGGGACUUGCUCUCAUUGUCUGGAUAGUGACAGGUCUCAUCACAGCUGUGGGAGCCCUCUGCUAUGCUGAGCUCGGGGUCACCAUCCCCAAAUCUGGAGGUGACUACUCCUACGUCAAGGACAUCUUCGGAGGACUGGCUGGGUUUCUGCGGCUGUGGAUUGCUGUGCUGGUGAUCUACCCUACCAACCAAGCUGUCAUCGCCCUCACUUUCUCCAACUACGUGUUGCAGCCGCUCUUCCCCACCUGCUUCCCCCCAGAGUCUGGCCUUCGACUCUUGGCCGCCAUCUGCUUAUUGCUCCUGACAUGGGUCAACUGUUCCAGUGUGCGGUGGGCCACCCGGGUUCAAGACAUCUUCACUGCUGGGAAGCUCCUGGCCUUGGCCCUGAUCAUUAUCAUGGGGGUUGUGCAGAUAUGCAAAGGAGAAUACUUCUGGCUGGAGCCAAAGAAUGCAUUUGAGAAUUUCCAAGAACCUGACAUCGGCCUCAUCGCACUGGCCUUCCUUCAGGGCUCCUUUGCCUACGGAGGCUGGAACUUUCUUAAUUACGUGACUGAGGAACUUGUUGAUCCCUACAAGAACCUUCCCAGAGCCAUCUUCAUCUCCAUCCCACUGGUCACAUUUGUGUAUGUCUUUGCCAAUGUCGCUUAUGUCACUGCAAUGUCCCCCCAGGAGCUGCUGGCAUCCAACGCAGUUGCUGUGACUUUUGGAGAGAAGCUCCUUGGGGUCAUGGCCUGGAUCAUGCCCAUUUCCGUUGCUCUGUCGACAUUUGGAGGAGUUAAUGGGUCUCUCUUCACCUCUUCCCGGCUGUUCUUUGCUGGAGCCAGAGAAGGCCACCUUCCCAGGGUGCUGGCCAUGAUCCACGUGAAGCGCUGCACCCCAAUCCCAGCCCUGCUUUUCACAUGCAUCUCCACCCUGCUGAUGCUGGUCACCAGCGACAUGUACACACUCAUCAACUAUGUGGGUUUCAUCAACUACCUCUUCUAUGGGGUCACGGUUGCUGGACAGAUAGUCCUUCGCUGGAAGAAGCCUGACAUCCCCCGCCCCAUCAAGGUCAACUUACUGUUCCCCAUCAUCUACUUGUUGUUCUGGGCCUUCCUGCUGGUCUUCAGCCUGUGGUCAGAGCCAGUGGUGUGCGGUAUCGGCCUGGCCAUCAUGCUGACAGGCGUGCCUGUCUAUUUCCUGGGUGUUUACUGGCAACAAAAGCCAAAGUGUUUCAAUGACUUCAUUGAGCUGCUAACCCUGGUGAGCCAGAAGAUGUGUGUGGUCGUGUACCCUGAGGCAGAGAAGGGCUCAGGGACAGAGGAGACAAGUGAGGACGUGGAGGAGCAGCAGCAACCCAUCUACCAACCCACUGUCACUAAGGACAAGGACUUGGUGGAGCACCCCCAGCCCUGAGGACCACUGUUCCUCAGUGGCUACUCCCUCCUUUGUCCCCUUCCUGCAUUCCUUCCCUGCCUGGGUCCCCCCAACACACACACAUACACACA
Nycticebus coucang (slow loris) is the source of this 2475-nucleotide messenger RNA. It is a transcript of the gene SLC7A8, whose product is annotated as solute carrier family 7 member 8. Gene Ontology annotation, molecular function: neutral L-amino acid transmembrane transporter activity; L-amino acid transmembrane transporter activity. Gene Ontology annotation, biological process: neutral amino acid transport; amino acid transmembrane transport. The record is from RefSeq and is a predicted model, not a curated record. The transcript has 11 exons. NCBI's taxonomy places the organism in Eukaryota, Metazoa, Chordata, Mammalia, Primates, Lorisidae. Gene Ontology annotation, cellular component: membrane. Bases 776 to 2383 code for a protein of 535 amino acids.